Molecule: messenger RNA, 5352 nt
Organism: Oryzias melastigma (Indian medaka)
Lineage: Eukaryota; Metazoa; Chordata; Actinopteri; Beloniformes; Adrianichthyidae
Product: pituitary adenylate cyclase-activating polypeptide type I receptor
Exons: 14
Coding region: 414-1940 (508 amino acids)
Biological process (GO): cell surface receptor signaling pathway; adenylate cyclase-modulating G protein-coupled receptor signaling pathway
Cellular component (GO): neuron projection; plasma membrane
Molecular function (GO): vasoactive intestinal polypeptide receptor activity; G protein-coupled peptide receptor activity; peptide hormone binding
Source: RefSeq, a predicted model, not a curated record
UUGGAUUUGUGCGCAUUGUCAGCGCGCAUGAGUGUGGAUGGGAGAAAGGCAGCCAGCGGGAGAGGGGGGCUUAGUUGAAAUGCGCAGCGCAUUCUUGUGUGGAGGGCGAAGCGAUCAGGCAUCCGCAGGGCGGCGAGCCAUCGCAGCUCAACUCUUCCUCACGCAGGACGCACGUCCGCCUCAGCGUCGACAUCGAUCCCGCUGCUUUCUUUACAAUUAUCAGGAAAAAACAACAGCUUCUCUGCUGGGAAUUGCGCGGACGGAACCCGCGGGGAAUUGCGCGCACACUGCCGCAGAACCGGAGUUUCUCUUGGAGGAUUUGAGGACAAUGAUACCGAGGUGAGCCGGUGUCUUCGCUCUGUGCUGCCGUUUGAGCUCCGUGUCCAAAGAAAAUCCUUCACAAGAAUCUCAAGAUGUUUGCCGACAUCAUCCGCCCGCUGACCCUUACCCUGCUCCUCCUUUUGCCUUUGGGCUCCAACCAGCAGGUGCCCUCCAACUGCGUGAUCAAGAGGGAGCAGGAGAAAUGCAUGGAGAUGAUGGCGUUGCACGAUUCCAGCUCUGAAUUCGACUGUCCGUGGUUUUGGGACAACCUUACGUGUUGGCAGCCAGCAAAGGUUGGCGACGUAAUCGAGGUCAACUGUCCUGAACUCUUCUCACAGUUUAUGAGCGAGGAAGACUACGAGCUAGGGAAGGUGAGCCGCAACUGCACUGAGUUUGGCUGGUCGGAGACGUUCCCUCAUUACGUCGACGCCUGCCUGGUUGAGGAGGGAAACAGCAGCCACCCGGACAUGUACUUCGUGUCAGUGAAAGCUCUGUACACCGUGGGCUACAGCACCUCCCUGGUGUCUCUCACCACUGCUAUGGUCAUCCUCUGCAGGUUCAGGAAGCUGCAUUGUACCAGGAACUUCAUCCACAUGAACCUGUUUGUGUCUUUCAUCCUGAGAGCCAUUUCUGUCUUCAUCAAAGACGGCGUGCUGUACGCCGAAGAGGACAGCGACCACUGUUUCAUACACACUCUGGAGUGUCGAGCCGUGAUGAUUUUUUUCCACUACUGCGUCCUCUCCAACUACUUCUGGCUCUUCAUCGAGGGUCUGUACCUCUUCACUUUGCUGGUGGAGACCUUCUUCCCUGAGAGGAGAUAUUUCUAUUGGUACAUCAUCAUUGGCUGGGGAACGCCGACAGUGUGCGUGACCAUCUGGGCCGUGCUGAGGCUGCACUUUGAUGACUUUGGGUGUUGGGACACAAAUGACAAUGCUGCCAUCUGGUGGGUGAUUAAGGGACCUGUGCUAGCUUCAAUAAUGGUCAACUUUGUGCUCUUCAUCGGCAUCAUCAUCAUUCUGGUCCAGAAGCUUCAGUCUCCAGAUAUCGGUGGAAAUGAAUCCAGUAUUUACCUGAGACUGGCCCGCUCCACUCUGCUGCUGAUCCCGCUGUUCGGGAUUCACUACACCGUGUUCGCCUUUUCUCCAGAGAAUGUCAGUAAACGGGAGCGUCUGGUGUUUGAACUCGGCCUUGGAUCUUUCCAGGGCUUCGUGGUGGCUGUUCUCUACUGCUUCUUGAAUGGAGAGUAUAUCCCUCAAGGUGCAAUCGGAGAUCAAGAGGAAAUGGCGCAGCUGGACGGUGAACAGGUACUUUGCUGUGGACCUGAAGCACCGGCAUCCUUCCCUGGCGAGCAGUGGGGUGAACGGGGGCACGCAGCUGUCCAUCCUCAGCAAGAGCAGCUCGCAGAUCCGCAUGUCCAGCCUACAGGCCGAGACCCCGGCCACCUGAGCGGCUCCGGCGUGGACGCAGCGUCCGCAGACCCAUCCGGACCGGAGAAACCCACCGUGCCCACCCUCAUCCCGAUGACCAGCCUUACCAACCCGUUCCUCGACUCAUACCCGGAUGACAUCACCAUGGAAACGCAGCUGAAUUCCAGCGACCCAGAGCAGCCCCUCGUCUAAACCCAAAUGUGCCAAAUGAGGAGCUGCCGGGGAUUUGGCCGGAUGGAGGAAUCCGAUGGGAUCUGUAUAUAUUGUGUUUAAAUGUGGUGCUACAGGACACAAGGGGUCCGCUCGUGUCUCUCUCAUCAUUCCAAUCCGUCCAACACAUUUCUGCAUUCUCACUGCAUUCCUCUCUGAGUCCAGACGUCUGCAGGCUCCAGCGCAGAAAGACACUCUGACAGUGUAAAUACUUUAUUGUCGGCUGCUGUUAAUCUCGUGAACACAUAAAAAGUCUCCUGCGGCUUUGGAGAAAAGUUUUUACAAACACACGAUUGUGUUGCAUCAUGGGAAAUGUAGUAGCUUCAAAAGCUGGCUCCUAACUCCACCUCAAAGUCCCAGCAGCGACCCUUUAAAAGGAAAAAAGGAACACAAGAGUCUUUGAAAGACGAGAGCGUUCAGUGUUAUCGAUCAAGCUGUGACACAGUCCGAGGUGGAGGAGAAGGGCAAUAUUUAUUAGAGAAAGUAUUUUCUACAGUUCUGUGAAACGCCAAAAAAUUGUGAAGUGGAAAAAAAGGAAGUCAUAGGUUGGCAGCCAUUAGUACAAAAAAUGUCAAAAAAGUUGUCUACUUGCAUGAGUUCUUCUGUCUGCUUUCAUUUAUCAAAUUUCCUUUUUCUGGGUUUUUCUGCUGCAACUUAACAGUUUAUUUGAGGAAAAAUUCAGAUUUGAAGCUGGCGCGUCAGUGAUGUCUGGCCUCUUCACUCUCAGAAAGCAAGCACACAGAUUUCCACGUUUCAUUUGAGGAGAAUUCUUCCAAAGAUGAGUUUUUCAACUCCUCGCCGAGUUUUGCUUUUGCACAGCCGUUCAGGCUGCAAGCGCCGCACUCGCACUGCAGCUGAUGUCAAGUAUCCCACCGACCCCGACGACUUAACUCUGCUCCUUCCAGAAGUGCCUUUCAGCACAAAACUUAUUGGAUGAUUUUUAAAUGUAAUUUGGAAUAAAACAAAUCUGCAAAAGGGGUUUGCUGAAGAGGAAAUCCGUUUCUAAAACCUGGAGGCCUUUCGAGUACUUUAACUCAGUUUUUUAAAGAUGAGUAAAACAUACGACCAAAUCAAGCCCUAAAAAGAAGAGUUUCUGUGUGUCAAUUCACAGCCCUCACAGAUCGAGAAAGUUUACCCUUCUCUGAAGCUACGUUCACACCAGGCUUGGGACAUGUCUUUAAAAAAACCUUCUUGAAGAUGCUUUUUGCCCCUGGUGUUCACACUAGUCUGUCACUACCAGAUACUAGCGCAUGUUCGCCACCUACAGUUGGAAGAGACUUGGAGCAAAAUAUCAAAGGGAUGCAAAGCUGAUGAAUUUGCUCAAAGGGUUUUCUUUCACAGCUAUGAAAGACUUGGUGUCAUAGAUCCAUUUUGGGACUUUCAUCAAUGAAAGAGGUACUCAUCCAUUGGGUCCAUCCAUUAGAAGGGUACCCAUCUAGUUAGACUUUCAAUGCUUGUUCAAUAGGUGCACGUUUAGUAUGUAGAAACUCAAAAUGGCCUUAAAAAUGUGUGUAGAAAUGCCAUCCAUACGUCUCUUCGAGUCAUGACGAGUCACGACGAGUCCUUGAUUGGUCAAAAUUUAAACUGGUUAAACUUUCAUUGGCAUUUUGUACGUAGAGUCUGAAAACAGUCUUAAAAAUGUGUGUAGCUACUCGUAAAGGUUUUUGAACACAAAACGCACAAUCUAGUUUGAUUCCGAAUUCUUCCCUACCCCUCUGGCUUCUCCCUACCCCUCCGAUUGUAGGGGCAUUAAAAGAGGUAUGAGUAUCCGAAAUAGUGAUUUUAAAGGUUAACUGAGGGUGCGGUAGGAACACAUUUCUUCAUCUGUGUGCCCUCUAAGUUUACAUUAAAAUCUUACAUUUUGAUUUAGCAUGACUUUUUAAAGUUAUGAAACCAAUGUUGUUAUAUAUUUUUGAGCACUGGCAGUUACACACUAACGUUGAUGACCGGUGACUAUUGAUGACAUCAUUGAGUGAGAGAUGCCACUUUUCCAUUUGGAGGGCUAAAUGUAUAGGUAGAGAAAGCCGAAGGGGAAGAAUUCCGAUUUGGCUUUAGAAAGUGGUUGUUUGAACAUUUCCGAGGGCGGUGUGAACGUAGCUCCAAACAACUGUCUUUAACCCUUUAACACCAGAGCUGUCGCUGCGACACCUGAACACACACACACUCUGACGUACCAUCCAUUUGUGUGAUCAAUGUCAAUUGGCUGAUUCUGACCAGGAAAAAAAGGGACAUUUCAUAUCAGCUUUGCUAACGUAAAGUGCUGCAUAAACCACCUUUUCUCCACGGCAGAAUCAGUUAAUUUAUUGCAUGAGCACUUCACUACUGUACUGCUUUUCUCCUCUUUGGAAUCUGCUGGAAUUACAUUAAACGGUUGAAAAGUUACAAUAGCUGAAAGAAUGUAAACACCAAGAGCCAAAGCUCUGGUGUAAAAGGGUUAAACUAGUUUGUAACCUUUUAUCUCCCACAUUGGAAAUAAAGCCCAAAUUCAUUCAAUCCACGAAAUGUCUUCAUUCUGAAGUCGAUGGCCGUCUCGGGGAGAGAAGGGCUGACCAGACACUGUCCUGACCUGCUUGUUCUGCCGUGUGUGCGAGUCUGUGCUGCAGUAAUAGCAGAGCAGAUCCAACAGCAGCCAUAAGGGGGCCCUGUUGCUCUAGGGGAAAGGGCUGGACAAUCAGCACAGCUGCUCUAGCUCAUUCACACCAAGCGCCACAGACAUCCGGACAAUCCCGCUUUCUCUUUCUCCUCCUUCUGAUCUCGUGACGAGGAAUCGCUUCUUUGGUGUUUUAAUCUCGGAGUUGGAGCCUUAUAAUGCCAGUACUAUGUUGAUGUCAAGCAAAGUUGUUGCUAUUACUAUGACAAAUAUUGUUGGAAAGAGUUGUCCUGCAACAUGAAGUAUAGUGAGUAGAGGUGUUUGAAGGAUGUGUAGACAAAUAAAACCUGUGACUAAAUUAACUGCAGUUUAAGUGUGUGAAACAGAAACAAACUGCCAACAUUUGUAACUUGUAAAGUUGAAGUUUUCUGUGGUUCAAAGUGAAAUAGUUGCAUUCAAUGAGUUUUGUGCUCUUUUUUUUUUUUCCUUUACAUUUUUUAUUUACAGUGAUAAUUGUGUUUGCUAAAGCCUCUGCUCUCCAGCGGAGACUCGUGCAUGCUCGUCCGAUGCUUUUCCUUUGAAUGUUUUUUCUUCACUGACAUGAAGAAAAUCACAGUGCCAUCAGUAGCUAGUCUGCAUGAUGUUUAAUGGUUUUACUGAAUUUGCUUGUUUGAAAAAGUCUGACCACACCGUGGCUGAAUGUAACUCGAUUUUAAUGCAACAGUUUUGUCCUUUUUCUGUCUGUGCACAUUUUUGUAAGCUAUGAAAUUAUCGAGAAUAAAUGUUUUUAACUUGUUGGCUCAA